CUGACAAUCUGGCAUCACUGCUCUCCAGACUAAAUUGCGCAUCGUUAACCGGUUCCAUAGAUCACAUGCAACUGUAGCAGCAGCGCGACCCGCAUCACAUCGCCGCCCUUCCCACAACACGCUGAAUUGCGCAGAUUUGCUGCGCGGAGAGUUUAUCGUGUCGAAGGGUGAAUCUCGUUCGCUCCGCUUUUCUCGUCGUCUUCUUCAAACAGAACCGAGCGCGGUCCCAAGGGUUGGCCCGGCGCCCUUUUCUCGCCUGCGCUUGAUAUCAUCAGCGCCAGAAUAGCUUCAGAGCGCGUCCCGAACGGUUCGGUUCAGUCAAGUCAGUCGACCGUGUACCUCGGCUAGAUAUCGGUCAAACGAAGAUAAACAAUUCAAACGUUCAAAUAGGGGAAGAAGGGAAGAAUACGUAGUCGGUCAGCAGGAGCCGCCGGGUAGAGACGGAAAUCAGUGCAACGGGUAGUUGAUUUUAUGAAAGUGCUAUAAUUGAGGAACACACGACUCAAUUACUUCAUUUACCGUAUAUGCGCCUGCGGCGGGCGGGUUGCUUGCUGUAGUCUGUGCGAAGUAGUCUCGGGACACGAGUGCAGCCACUCAGUCGAAUCGUGGCGGCGGUGCGGUGGUUGUUCAAGAAGAGCGAGAGCAAUCAACGAUCAGUGUGGUGUCAUUUAGCUCUGCACAGCUACCGGUUCAGUCGACGGGUCCCAAUCAGUGCGGAGUUUCUUUUCCUAGAGGCCACAGCCGUCGUCUGCUCUGGGUAGCAAUAAAGUAGAUGCGAAACAGUUGAUCCGAAUUGUUUGGAUAGAUAUAGGUUAACGAUCUUGCGAGACGAGAGUGACCGACCUGCGCGGUCUGUGUGCCAAUUGAGUGCGCGAUCGCGUUGAGGGCCGUGACCACAGUUCCUAAUUGAUGCACUCGAUUUCGGCGGUUGUGGUUCGCGAAAAAAUCGAUUAGAGGAAGGCGCCACCGUCAUCGUCGAACAGCAAGCAGUUCAACGACACCCCAGAAUGUCGGCGUUGGGCGAUUUAGCGCAGCGGAGUAGGGUCAUGUAUGUCAACAACAAUCCACCGGUCGUGCCAACAGUCAUGUCCCUGGAGGAAUCUCGCCGAACACAGCGCCCCUACCGGUAUGGAAUGAUACUGCUGUGCGUGGGCGCCCUUGUCAACUGGCUCGGAUUAGCGCAGGACUACACGGAACCUAUUCGGUAUACCGGAGUGGCGUGCAUUUUGGCGGGAGCAUGCUUGAUCUGCACGGCCAUGUGCUGCUGGUUGCAUACACCAAACAGAGCAGGAUCGUCAAAUGAGAACGACGACCCGAUACAUGUAAUCAGCGCCGCAGAGGAGCGUCGCUGCGAGAAACCACCCGACUAUGACAGCGUAGCAGUGGCACCUCCCAGCUAUGAUGACGCCAUCAAGCUGGACCCAUCCGCCUUGCUACAGCACGCUUCACCAAUGGUACCUGCCAACACAACAGCUGCCAACCCUUCAGCAGCCAAUCCCAAUGAGACUACCAUCACAACCACCACCAACGCCUCUAGUACCACUCCUACCUCUAGUCCAAGCUCGUCGACAUUCAACUUCUCCAGUAUGCUGGGCCUGGCCAACCGGAACACUCCACCGGUAGCAACGGUUAUUCCUCCGGACCCAGCCAGCAUAGCCAUCGUGCACGAAAAGCCACCGCCAUACGAGGCCACCGGUCGUUCCGCAGUUCACACGCCGGCCAUCGUCGCCGCUAUUCCGAUCUAAAACUGAACCCAGAGCGAUUAUGGAUGGUUCCCAGGUAGCAAUACCAAAAUUGCUUGAAAAUGUGUAUGACCGUGUCUUCGAAUGCUUGGGGAAUCGGAAUGCGCGGCGCCGGUGUGAACGAGUUCUAUCGUUAAUCAAAGUGAUAAGUCCUCAACUGACUCCACUCCACUCCGUUGUUGCGAGUGGAACCUACAGUGACCGCAAGGCUGUGCUCAACUUGUAACUAUAUUAUAGUUUUAUAUAUUCAUUCUGAAUUGUCGUGUACUUAUACGUUAUACUACUCUAGAGCGUAAGACAAGAGACUACUUGUAUUAGGUACUAUCCCCAGAAGCCACUGAAGGAAUUGCGUGCAGAAUCGAUCCGCUGCCGGCUCCAGUAUUAGGAAGGUGAAUCCGCUGCCAAAUGUAAACAAAACAGUCAAAUUAGCACGAUAGUUUGUUGAAAAUGGCACUAACAGUGCGAAACCAGUUAUAUGCGAGUUAAUUUGUGCAAUCGAACGAAACCAAGCACACAAAAAUGUACAGAGGUAGAAUGUAAGACACACUUGAGACAUUAUGAUCCUGUAUUCAUCCGUUAGUUGGAAACGUUAUUUGUUUGAAGCCCAGGAAUGUGGUCAAGCUUGGAUGGACCUCGAGAUGGGAGUGAAGUAGGUUUGUACAGGAGAUUUGAAUUUCAGAAGACAAGUAACGUCGAGUUAUGCGAAUUUAGCUAAACAGGCUUGAGUGAUAUAAGCGAAUAUUUAACAAUAAACAUAUUGUGAUAAA
Messenger RNA from Aedes aegypti (yellow fever mosquito), 2509 nucleotides. RefSeq lists its product as uncharacterized. The record is from RefSeq and is a predicted model, not a curated record. Bases 1008 to 1745 code for a protein of 245 amino acids. Lineage: Eukaryota; Metazoa; Arthropoda; Insecta; Diptera; Culicidae. The transcript is spliced from 4 exons.